AACUUAGCCUAACUCGCACACGAUCUAAGAUAAAGCGUACAUAAUAAUCAAUAGAUUGUGAACGCACUUAAUACGCAAAAGGGUAACACUGAUGUGUAAAUAUUUUGCAGCAGGUGUACCCUUGCAGAUGCAAAGAAUUUCGUUACAGUAAUGCCGCGAAAAAGUGAAAGAGCAGAAAUUACUAAAUUUCUGAUUGAGAAUACAAUCUUGAAAUUAAGAUCAGUUGAAGAUGCCACUAGCAUUUAUGAUGAUGCCGAUGAAAUAAUGGACGAGUUUCAUGACAAUUUAUUAAUAGUGCUUUCUAAUCGCUAUUGUAUUCGUACGCCGUCAAAUAGUGUUCCAAAAUUACUGGAUUGGCAUAAGAACGUUUUACCACAUAUGAAUGAUAAUCAGUUUAAAGAAAUGCUUCGAGUUAAUAGAGAACAAUUUCAACAUUUACUUACGUUGAUUGAAAAAAGUGAAGUUUUUCAAAAACCUUAUUCAAACAAACAACUGCCUAUUGAAUUACAGUUGGCAAUUGUUUUAUAUCGGUUGGGUUCUGCUUCAGAAAAUGUUUCUACACGAAAAAUUGCAAAUUUAUUUGGUAUAGGCGGUGGAGGUACAGUGGACAAAAUUACUCGAAGAGUAUUCGAAGCAUUUUUCAAUAUACUUGGAAAAUAUAUACGUUGGCCGAAUGAAGUGGAACGAUCAAAAAUCGUGAAAGAUACAUUUAAUGAAUUACCACAUUGCAUUGGAUACAUUGAUACAAUGGAAAUUAAGUUUGCUGAACCUCCCACACGAGACCCAAAAACCAAAUAUAAAAUGUGUACAAACAAACUACAAAUAGUAUGUGAUGAAAAACUUAGAAUAAGACACGCAGUUGUAGGAGAUCUAGGUACCUUUAAUGAUGCUGAGAUAUUUAGAAAUAGUGUGAUAUAUAAGAAUCCAAGAAAAUUUUUUUCUGAUGAGCAGUGGAUAGCUGGAGACUCUACAUAUCCUUUGUUGGACCAUGUUAUCACACCUUAUAGUAAAAAUUCAGAUUAUAUGGAUGAGACAAGUAGAUCUCAAUUUAAUAAACAGCAUAGCAAAUAUAGAGUAAGGGCAGAGUAUUGCAUUAAUUUACUGAUGGAAAGAUUUUGUAGUCUUAAGGAGCUUAGGUUACGCGUUGACAAUAAAAGAGGUGAAGACUUGUGCAAGAAAUGGGUCCUAAUCUGUUGUAUGUUACACAAUAUUUUAUUAAGCGACGAUAAAGAUUUUAAACACAUUUUAUCUUCCAAACGAAAAAACUAUGAUAUUGAAGAUCCUUGCGAUGGUAUUUCGCAUGCAACAUACAGUUCAGAAAAUAAACGCCGAAAAAUAUUUCAUAAAAUGUUUAGCUAAAUACUUUUUUUGAUAAAAUUUUAAUUUAUUGU
This is a messenger RNA of Teleopsis dalmanni, 1391 nucleotides long. Its product is annotated as protein ANTAGONIST OF LIKE HETEROCHROMATIN PROTEIN 1-like. The transcript has 2 exons. The record is from RefSeq and is a predicted model, not a curated record. NCBI's taxonomy places the organism in Eukaryota, Metazoa, Arthropoda, Insecta, Diptera, Diopsidae. The coding region runs from base 151 to 1359 and encodes 402 amino acids.